AUGGCCAAUGCCCUGAAAGACAGAGUUGAGAUACAGUGUGAUAUCAAGAUAUAUUCAGUCACAAGUCACAGUGAACCCUAUUUCUUCAGAUUUUGGGAUGUUAACCAGAAGUUCCUGUACCUGAAGAACAAUGUGCUUGUAGCAAGCCCACGUUCUGUCAACACGCCAGAGCAACUCAUGACUGUGCUUCCCAACAAUGCCUUAGACCCAACAAAGCUACCCAUCUUCAUGGGGCUUGGAACUGGGCGGCCCACGCUCUCCUGUGUGAAAUCUGGCGCAGGCCAGCUUCAGCUGCAGCUAGUGGAGACAGACAUCAAGGACUUAUACCAAAAGAAUGAGCAGCUCUUGAGUUUCACCUUCUACAGCAAGACUCCAGAAGGCUCAGAGACUUGCAGCUUUGAAUCUGCAGAGUUCCCCGGUUGGUACCUAAGCACAUCAUCUGAGCCAGACAAGCCACUUGGCCUCAGUCAACAAGGAGAAACAAAGAACACGGUCUUCUAUUUUGAAAAAAGGCAAAAAUAGAUUGGACCAUGUGUGUUCAAGGGGAAAUGAAGGAGAAGCAAAUACCUAUCAUCUAUGUAUCUAUCUGCCUAUUUGUCUAACUAUAAUGUACUCCAUGUGCAAUGGAAUGAAGCCCUUUCUAGAUUUAUGCAGACAACUCGCUUUUGUUUACAGAGCAGUACUUGCAAUGUGGACUAGCUGUAGAAAAAGACUGUGGCCUGCCCAGAUCCGGAAAAGUACAGGAGCAGCAGAAUGCCUAAGAGGCAAUAGAGAAAGGCGUGGUGUUUAAGGGUGUGCUGCUUGUGGUCUUUCUCCUGCACAAGAGACCUUUGCAUGGGCAGUACAGCAAAGCAGUGCCCAGACAGCAGUCUUCACAUCUGGGUUACAUCUGCAGAACUGGAGCAAGCCAGCGUCAAUGGUCUCAGUGAUAACAGACAGUACCACCUACUGAGCGCUCACCUGUUGUGUUCUAAGGUGCGCUGCUGGAAUAGAAAGCUCCUCCAUAAUCUGACUCAUGUUUGAAGAGGAAUGAAUCAAAUCAUCUGUCAGCUUCAACGGAACUGGAAGGGUAGCUUUUGCAGAGAGGUUAAGCCAAAAGUGGCCAGGUGUCCUACACUUCUCUAAAGGGCAGUUCUCUAUUUGAAGGGCUUUCCAGUCCAGGUUUGGCUGAAAGAAUAAGAACCCUAAGAAGGGAAAACAUCAGUGGGAAUUUGAUCUUUAGAAGUUGCCACCUGGAUAACAGAUGAAGGAGGAACAACAUUCUCCUGAGUAGCCUUGUUCAUUAUGGAGAAAUCCAUUGUAUUUUCCUGUUUAUAUUAUAAUUAUUAUUUCUGUAGGUUCAUUUGCAUAUAUACUAGCAUAUGUAAAUUUUAUGCUGAUCUGUGCUAUCUUUUGCCCUUGUUUUGGUUGAUGCAUUUCCUCUGUUUUGGCAAUGUGUAAGUAGCUACUGCAGUGGAAACACAGACUUAUACAAAAGGCAUAUGGUUAGCAAACGAAAGGAGCAGAGUUACUGAGAAGUCUGCUGAAUGUGGGACCCAGUGAGAUUAAUGGUGCUCAAUGAAUCGUUAGAAGCAUGUCAGCUUAAAUGAAAUCAUUAUGUAAAAAUCUGUGAUCAUAUUAAGUACGGUAUACAUGUAUUUAUAAAGCAAAUAAUUGAACAAGAGCCAACAAUUGAGCAGGAUGCAAUAAAGUUAA
Molecule: messenger RNA, 1695 nt
Organism: Varanus komodoensis (Komodo dragon)
Lineage: Eukaryota; Metazoa; Chordata; Lepidosauria; Squamata; Varanidae
Product: interleukin-1 family member 10-like
Exons: 4
Coding region: 1-522 (173 amino acids)
Biological process (GO): positive regulation of gene expression; cytokine-mediated signaling pathway; inflammatory response to antigenic stimulus
Molecular function (GO): interleukin-1 receptor binding; cytokine activity
Source: RefSeq, a predicted model, not a curated record